AUGUCGGGGCUCAGCUACCCAGAGAUGGAGGGCUGUCGUAACCUGCUCGGCCUACUAGACCACGAUGAUAUCAUGGCCCUGUGCGACACCAUCACCAACCGCCUGGUGCAGCCUGAGGACCGCCAAGAUGCCAUUCGUGCAAUAUUAGUGUACAGUCAAAGUGUAGAAGAGCUUUUGAGGCGUAAGAAAGUCCACCGGGAAGUCAUAUUUAAGUACUUGGCAACACAGGGGGUUAUUAUACCUCCAGCUACUGAAAAACACAAUCUUAUUCAGCAUGCAAAGGAUUACUGGAAAAGGCAGUUACAGCCAAAAUUGAAGGAAACACCAGAGCCAGUUAAGACAGAGGACAUGAGACUCUUUCAACAGCCGGAAAAAGAAGAUAAGAAAGCUGAAAAAGUUGAUUUUCGUCGAUUAGGAGAAGAAUUCUGUCACUGGUUCUUUGAACUUCUUAAUUCUCAGAAUCCUUUCCUGGGACCGCCUCAAGAUGAAUGGGGGCCACAGCACUUCUGGCACGAUGUCAAGCUUAGGUUUUAUUACAACACCUCUGAACAAAAUGUGAUAGACUACUGUGGAGCAGAAAUUGUAAGCCUUCGUCUGCUGUCACUAGUGAAAGAAGAGUAUCUUUUUCUCAGUCCCAAUCUAGAUGCCAGUGGACUGAAAUGUGCUUCUUCUCCCCAUGGUCUAGUUAUGGUUGGAGUUGCUGGGACUGUCCACCGAGGGAACACUUGUUUGGGCAUUUUUGAACAAAUAUUUGGACUCAUACGCUGCCCUUUUGUGGAAAAUACUUGGAAAAUCAAAUUUAUCAACCUGAGAAUUAUUGGAGAGGGUUCUCUUACUCCUGGAACAUUAAUGAAACCAGCUAUUACAUUCGAACCUGGUGAUCUAGAGAGCUUUUAUAACGUAAUUACUUCAUGUGGUACCAACGAAAUACAAGUUGAUGUAAGGCAGGCAUUGGAUAGUGGAACUGGAGACCAAGCUUUAUGCAGUGGAGAUGAGGCAUUGUUGAACAAAAGAGAACUGAGUUUACCCAACCCUCUAAAGCAUUGAGCACUGUAUGUCAGUCUACAAAAUACAGAAACUCUUCCAAAUAUCACAUCAGUAAUGUUUAAGUGGUUUCAGAUGGGAGGAUUGACA
Molecule: messenger RNA, 1134 nt
Organism: Puma concolor (puma)
Lineage: Eukaryota; Metazoa; Chordata; Mammalia; Carnivora; Felidae
Gene: CC2H3orf38
Product: chromosome C2 C3orf38 homolog
Source: RefSeq, a predicted model, not a curated record